Messenger RNA from Staurois parvus, 2227 nucleotides. Lineage: Eukaryota; Metazoa; Chordata; Amphibia; Anura; Ranidae. The record is from the annotation of a GenBank genome assembly.
AUGGAAGACUGUCUUCACACAUCUUCAGAAAACCUCUCCAAAUUAGUGAGUUGGGCUCAUAGUCAUGGGACAAUUUGUAGCCUUAUUCCAAACCUGAAGCACUUACUUUCUGAGGGCUCCCAUGGGACUCUUACAGCUAUGUGGGGAUGCAGUGCUGGACAUGCAUACCACUGGCCAUUGACUACAACAUGUAGGGCUGGUCCUCAGGAGAGAGUAUGUUUCCAGGACAGCAGAAGUUUCAACUCAGACAGUCCUAGUAUAAUAGGUGUGCCCUCAGAGACUCAGACUAGUCCUUUGGAUAGGUACCCUGGGAGACCAGUAAAAUCAAAACUUGACUGUAACAGAACAAGAGACUCCUGUGACUUUUCCUACUGUAGUGAACCUUCGGAGCUGGAUGAGCCUGUAGAAGAAUAUGAAGAUGAAACCACAUUAUUUGACAUGGUGUGUGAAUCUUCUGCAACAGAUGAGGAUAGUGACUUUGAACAGACAGUCCAAAGUCACACCUAAUGUUACCCGCAAGAGGCCUAGUGGUGGUGUUAUCUCUUCUGUUUCCGGACCUCAGUCGCACAUUGUGGAUGAGGACAGUAGUGAUGUGCUUGUGAAAAAAAUUAAACAGGAAAAACCUGAAGACUACUAUAUUGUUGCUAAUGCUGAACUUACUGGAGGCGUUGAUGGUCCCUCACUGGCCCUGACACAAAUGGCCAAGCCGAAGAACCAAACUGCCAACACAACCCCUUUUGUGGGACCAUCCAAACCACCUAACAUUUUGUCACCAUCUCUAAAUAACGAGCUUGAAGUACAAGCUAUUGCACCUUCUUCUUUGGUCCUGCAAAGACCCACACCUCAAAAGCCUGUGAGACCACCAUUGUCCUCCCAAAGCAAAAUACCAUCUAACCCUCCGGCUGUCAAUCAGCAGAAGGGAAUACAGAUGACAGUCAGUACUUCCACAGGAAAUCCUAGCCAGCCAAUUAACAUACCUUUAUCAGCACUUCAAUUGCCAGGACAGGAAAAAAAAGAGGUCUCUGAAGAACUUCUCCCACCUGUACUGAAGCCAGCAUUAUCCAGUGACAUGGCCCUCUCCCCAUCAAUGAAUGCAGAGCCUGAAGUAAGUUCCAGCCAGCAGCAGCCAAAUACCAUCCCUAAUAUCAGCUCUGAGGCAGCAGCACAGUCCAUUCCAGUGUCUUUAGAUGAAGAUGAUAUCACAGCUGAGCUGAAUCGGGAACAGAAUGAGAAAACGAUUCGUAGCACACAAACAGCCCUACGCAACUUCAGAGACUUUAUUAUCUCCAAAUACCCCAUGGAGACCAGAGAAAUAUACAUGAUUCCUUGCAAAGAAUUAGAUGACUACCUGGCUUCUUUCUUUGUGGAUGCUAGGCAGAAAGAUGGAUCUGAGUAUGAGCCAAACAGCUUAGCCAACUAUCAGUGUGGCUUGGAAAGAUACCUGAAGGAGCACCGAUAUAACUAUAGCAUUACCAGAGACAAAGAGUUCAAAAGGUCUCAAGAAGCCUUAAAACAAAAGCAAAUUGAACUAAGAUGUAAAGGAAAAGGAAAUAAACCACACAAGUCCAUGAAACUCACCUUUGCUGAUGAACUUAUCCUUAGAAAGAGAGGCCUAUUAAGUCGAUAUAAUCCUGAGGGUCUACUGAAUCUUGUUUGGUUGAAUAACACAAAAGCUUUUGGACACUGCACUGGCUUUCAUGGCUCAACACUUAAAUGGGGGGAUGUCAGACUUCGAGUACUAGAGACUGGACUUGAAUUUCUUGAGUGGAUGGGCCAGGAAAGCCCUGAUGCUAAGAUCAAAAGAGCAGGGACAGAAUGCAGAGUUUAUGCCACACCACAUUCACCACAAACUUGCCCUGUUCAGGAUUACAAAGAAUAUGCGCAAAGGCGACCUCCAGCAAUGCGGUAUGAGGAUGCUCCUUUCUAUCUGUCCAUCAAGCCUGUGGUCAACUUAGCUGCUCUUCAUUGGUACAACUGCCAAGCACUUGGCAAAAAUAAAUUAGCCAAAAUGGUGAAAACAAUGUGUGAAAAGGGUAACAUUCCUGGAAGGAAAACAAAUUUCAGUGUGUAUCAAAGUUGUAGCACCCUCUCAGAAGCCCAAAGCAAUCAGCUGGUGCUAAUCUGUAAUAAUUUGAGCCAGCAAGCUGCCCAGUCUAUGGCUAGUCACUCUGGGACAGGAAACUUUAUUGUUUCAGCCUCUUAUGACUCUUCCUCGGACACUGCCUGA